GGGGUCUCACCCCGGUCAGGUUUCCUAAGCGGAACCAUCCAGCAGCAGCUCCUCGGAGCGGCGGAGCGUAAUAAGUGUGACACGCAGACAAAAUAUCAACAAUGUGAAAGGAAGGUUCUUGACCCGGUGUCAGAGGGUGAACCAAGAUGACCACCCGUCGUGUUCCACUGGUCCUUUUGGCCUGUGGAUCCUUUAAUCCCAUCACCAACCAGCACAUGAGGCUGUUCGAGCUGGCCAGAGACCACAUGCACAGCACAGGCCAGUACCAGGUGGUGGGUGGCAUCGUGUCUCCAGUGAGUGACGGCUAUGGAAAGCAAGGCCUGGUGCUGGCUAAGCAUCGCAUUGCAAUGGCAAAGCUGGCGCUGCAGAGCUCCAACUGGGUCACAGUUGAUGAAUGGGAGAGCCAGCAGCCAGACUGGACAGAGACAGUGGUCACUAUGAGGUAUCAUUAUGGGCGUAUUCUGAAAGAGUAUGAGCAGAACAAUGGGACACACUAUGACUCCAGUGGAAACAUCGCUCCUCUCUCAAGUCCGUCUCCAAGGCUAAAGCUUCUAUGUGGAGCUGAUUUCCUCGACACCUUUAAAAUCCCAGGCUUGUGGCGGGACGACCACGUGGAAGAGCUGGUCGGGCGUUUCGGUCUCGUCUGCGUCAGUCGAGGGAGGCUGCAGCCUGAGCGGGCCGUCCACGAGUCGGACACGCUGUCCAGCCACAGACAAAACAUUUUCCUGGUGAGGGAAUGGGUGAGGAAUGAGACGAGCGCCACGGAGGUCCGCCGAGCGCUGAGACGAGGCCUGAGCGUGAAAUACCUGAUCCCAGACACUGUGAUAGAAUACAUUCACCGGCACAACCUCUACACAGAGGACAGCGAGAGGAGAAAUGAGGGCACAGUGCUGAGACCGCUCAUCAAACAGGCUCACACACCAAUGAAGAGUCUGGACGACUAUGUAAAUGUUGCCAUCAGGAAAAUUGCCAACUUGCUGAAGCCUGACAAGGACAUCACUCACGAAGGGGACCACAUCAUCAUCAAGACCCUCAGCACCUUCAAAAACUACAACAUGGACUUCUACGUGGGCAAAGAGUUUGAGGAGGAUCUGUCUGGAGUGGAUGACAGGAAAUGCAUGACCACCAUCACCUGGGAGGGCGACAAGCUGGUGUGUGUGCAGAAGGGAGAGAUUGAAGGAAGAGGCUGGACCCACUGGGUGGAGGGAGAUGAGCUUCAUCUGUCUGCCCUCGUGCCCCCUGACCUGCAUAUAAGCAAGGGGACAGCCUGCCCCUUUCCCUCCUGCCACCGUGUAAAGUCUACCACACCAGCUGCCACCAUGCCUGCAGACUUCAAUGGAAAAUGGAUACUGGAAACCAAUGACAAUUUUGAGGAGUACUUGAAAGUGUUGAAUAUUGACUUUGCUACCAGGAAAAUUGCCAUCUCCCUGUCUCAGACCAAAGUGGUGACCCAAGAUGGAGACAAGUUUGAGUUCAAAACACUGAGCACCUUCAGGAAUUAUGAGCUGGCCUUCACUGUAGGGGUGGAGUUUGAUGAGUACACGAAGGGACUAGACAAUAGAAACAUCAAGUGUUUGGUUAUGUGGCAGGGGGACAAGCUGGUGUGCACUCAGAAAGGCGAGAAGUCCAACCGUAGCUGGAAACACUGGAUCGAAGGAGACAAACUCUACCUGGAGCUGACGUGUGAAGAUGUAGUUUGUCUUCAGGUGUUCAAGAGGAAAGAAUAAUAUCCGGUUUCAUUUUUUCAGUUAAUAAAAUCAAGGUUAAUACAACUUUACAUUUUCCAGUUUAUCUAAAGAGAAAUAAUGAAUAAAGGUGCUUUGAGAAUA
Molecule: messenger RNA, 1829 nt
Organism: Amphiprion ocellaris (clown anemonefish)
Lineage: Eukaryota; Metazoa; Chordata; Actinopteri; Pomacentridae
Gene: nmnat3
Product: nicotinamide nucleotide adenylyltransferase 3
Exons: 11
Coding region: 147-1727 (526 amino acids)
Biological process (GO): NAD+ biosynthetic process
Cellular component (GO): mitochondrion
Molecular function (GO): nicotinate-nucleotide adenylyltransferase activity; lipid binding; nicotinamide-nucleotide adenylyltransferase activity
Source: RefSeq, a predicted model, not a curated record